AUGACUGAUAUCCGGAGAGUGUCAGCAUCCGCCUUUAGUUCCCUGAUGAACUCCAUGCUUACACUUGUCACAGUCGUCCUAGCCGCGCUGGUUGGCGGCUCCCUCCAGCAGCCGGGGAUACUUCCGGACGCCUUUGUGCCGCUACAUCUCGGAGAAAGCGGAAAUGGCGGGGUGGCUCAGACGGAUUAUGUGAAACCCGCGUUCUGUCACGACCUUGAUUGUCCGAAAUACACCGUUAUGGAGACAAAUGAUAAAUUCGAGAAGCGCCACUACGCCCCGUCUGUCUGGGUCGCUACAACCAUGAACACCACUAACUACACCAGGGCGCUCAACAGCCAGAUGUUCUUCAAACUCUUCCGCUAUAUCUCCGGGAAUAACUCUGCACACCAAAAACUCGCAAUGACCGCCCCCGUGCUCACUGAGCAUGUUUUUGAGACCAGCGUCGCCAUGCAGUUCAUGAUACCCUUUGCCCAACAGGCGGCCCCGCCCACACCCACGGAGCCGAAGGUGUACAUCAGGAAUGUCCCUGAGACUACUUUCUAUGUCCGAUCUUACGGCGGAUUUGACAGCGAAGACAUUAAGCGUCAAAAUGUCGAGCAGCUGAAAGCGGACCUGAACACCAUGGGCCUGAAGUACACCGAUAACGUAUUCCUUACCGCCGGAUAUGACGCUCCUUACGCGUUCGUCCGGCACAACGAAGUAUGGCUCGUCGCCGAGUAG
Molecule: messenger RNA, 720 nt
Organism: Mya arenaria
Lineage: Eukaryota; Metazoa; Mollusca; Bivalvia; Myida; Myidae
Product: heme-binding protein 2-like
Exons: 5
Coding region: 1-720 (239 amino acids)
Source: RefSeq, a predicted model, not a curated record